AUAAGGAGAGGAAUAUGUUGAAGACGAUGGAAGAGGCGGCCAAAGAGGCCAAGGAGUUGAUGCCCAGUCCUGAACGCGUCGAUAAAGUGGAGCAAAGUAUGAAGAACUUGGAGGAAGUGGUCCGCGAGCGCAACAAAGCCUAUUGGGAGCUCGAGGUCGGCGAAGGAACCACUGGCGAGCGGCCGAAGGUUUUUCGUCGCGACAUAUUUGGCCGCUGGAAAUGGAUUGGCUGUUCCGAGCAUUUGGUUCCGUAUCGAUACAAUCCGAAGUGGAGAGCACUGAACGCACCCGGAUUUGGCAAAGAAGUCAUUGACUUUAACCGCAAACUCAAUGAGAAGAAGUUGUUGGAGAAGAAGUCGCUUAUAUUCCGACAGAAGUAUUACUGUCGACAACUGAUGAGAAGGUUUCCAGAUAUGGAUCUCAAUUAUCUUCAGGAAAAGUUCCCAGACGUGGAUGUGAUGGAC
Molecule: messenger RNA, 464 nt
Organism: Medioppia subpectinata
Lineage: Eukaryota; Metazoa; Arthropoda; Arachnida; Sarcoptiformes; Oppiidae
Source: the annotation of a GenBank genome assembly